GAAACACCCCCUCCCAGGGCAUUUUCCUCCAGCACUGUGGGCCAGCGCAGGCCGCCUGGGCUCAUUAGGUGACCUCCUGCGAGGGAGUGGACGCCAAGGGCAACAACACACAGGGUUCCCAGCACCAUGAGGGCCUGGAUCUUCUUCUUCCUUUGCCUGGCCGGAAGGGCCUUGGCGGCCCCCCAGCAGCAGGAAGCCCUACCUGAUGAGACGGAGGUGGUAGAGGAAACCGUGGCCGAGGUGGCGGAGGUCCCUGUGGGUGCCAACCCUGUCCAGGUAGAAGUUGGAGAAUUUGAAGACGGCACUGAGGAAACCGUCGAGGAGGUGGUGGCUGAAACAGACCCUUGCCAGAACCACCACUGCAAGCACGGCAAGGUGUGCGAGCUGGAUGAGAACAACACCCCCAUGUGCGUGUGCCAGGACCCCACCACCUGCCCCGCCCCCGCCGGCGAGUUUGAGAAGGUGUGCAGCAAUGACAACAAGACCUUCGACUCUUCCUGCCACUUCUUUGCCACCAAGUGCACCCUGGAGGGCACCAAGAAGGGCCACAAACUCCACCUGGACUACAUCGGGCCUUGCAAAUACAUUCCCCCCUGCCUGGAUUCUGAGCUGACUGAAUUCCCCCUGCGCAUGCGGGACUGGCUCAAGAACGUCCUGGUGACCCUGUAUGAGAGGGACGAGGACAACAACCUUCUGACCGAAAAGCAGAAGCUGAAAGUGAAGAAGAUCCACGAGAACGAGAAACGCUUGGAGGCCGGAGACCACCCUGUGGAGCUGCUGGCCCGGGACUUCGAGAAGAACUACAACAUGUACAUCUUCCCUGUGCACUGGCAGUUCGGGCAGCUGGACCAGCACCCCAUUGACGGGUACCUGUCCCACACCGAGCUGGCCCCGCUGCGCGCACCCCUCAUCCCCAUGGAGCACUGCACCACCCGCUUUUUCGAGACCUGUGACCUGGACAAUGACAAGUACAUCGCCCUGGAGGAGUGGGCCGGCUGCUUCGGCAUCAAGGAGCAGGAUAUCGACAAGGAUCUUGUGAUCUAAAUCCAGCCUCCUUCCGCAGAACCGGAUUCUCUCUCUUUGACCUGUUCCUUCCUGUUCCCCCCAAAGUUUAAAAUGUUUGGAUGGUCAGUCGUUCUGCCUGGGGAUAAGGUGCUAACAUAGAUCUAAAUGAAUACAUUAACGGUGCUAAACAUGGAAAUCGUAACAAGUCGCGACACUCUAACUCCUAACUUGACUCCGGAGGCCUCUAGCUCGCGCCUAACAGCCACACCGCUUUUCUCUUGCCAUCUGCAACGCCGCCCAGGGUCUCCUGGCUGUGGUGAAAAUCCACGCGCUCCAUUCUGCUGCUCGCACAGCGCAUCUUCAGACUUUCUGUGUCACUCUGCUAACAUUCACCGAAUCAGACCUCGUGUUCAUUUUAUGUCAGGGUUUGGGCUGCCCCGGGUCUCCCCCGGUGGCUGGGCAGAGGGAAGUAACAGACAGAAAUGUGGGUGACGGUGUUUCUGGGGCAGAGGACCGGCGGUGGGAGAGAUCCCUGUGGAACCGGGGAGAGGGUCCCGUUUGCCUGGGCUGUGGCUGAGAGAGGGUCUGGGGGUUCGUUCCGAAGACGCAGAGACUCGCAUGCACCCCACUCCUUGCCGUUUCCGCCUGCGCUCUGCUGAGCAGUUUCUGUGUCCGUCAGGCUCUUUAUUGAGAUUUACGGGAGCUGCGGCUAACAGUUCUCUGCGGGAUAAACGAGCGUGUGCUACAGGGUUUCUUCCCUCCUAACUUCUUUUGGAGAUUUUAGGCUUCUUCUCAGGGGCUCUAGGGGCUGGGAGGCUGUUUCAGGUAGGAAAGCCAAAAUUCAGAGCGAGACACAGAAAGUCGUAAAGCAGAAAAAGUGAAGUUUGGUGAACUGGUUGUUUUGUUUUGCUUUUUUUCAUAUUUAGAAGGCUGGCAUAAGUUUUCUAGCAUAUUCCACCUUUUCUUUCCCCAUUUCCUCUUCUGUUCAUCAAGAGAAACUUCAUAGUCAACCGGAUGGUCGGAUCUCACAGGCUGAGAACUUGUUCACCUCCAAGCAUUUCAUGAAAAAGCUGCUUUGUAUUAAUCAUGCAAGCUCUCUCUCCGUGGUGGGGAGAGUUUGGCAAACCUUUCAAAAUAAAAAGUAAUGACUUAGAAACC
Fukomys damarensis (Damara mole-rat) is the source of this 2163-nucleotide messenger RNA. It is a transcript of the gene Sparc, whose product is annotated as secreted protein acidic and cysteine rich. Gene Ontology annotation, biological process: anatomical structure development. The transcript has 10 exons. NCBI's taxonomy places the organism in Eukaryota, Metazoa, Chordata, Mammalia, Rodentia, Bathyergidae. Gene Ontology annotation, molecular function: calcium ion binding; collagen binding; extracellular matrix binding. The record is from RefSeq and is a predicted model, not a curated record. The coding region runs from base 127 to 1044 and encodes 305 amino acids.